Molecule: messenger RNA, 2055 nt
Organism: Gilbertella persicaria
Lineage: Eukaryota; Fungi; Mucoromycota; Mucoromycetes; Mucorales; Choanephoraceae
Exons: 4
Coding region: 1-2055 (684 amino acids)
Source: RefSeq, a predicted model, not a curated record
AUGACCACACGAAAACGAAGUAAUUCACUUAUUCCUAUCGAAUUUCGUAACGAUACGAGUGAUGGUGGUAUGGAAAGGGCUGCCCUAGCCACUGUAUUUGGUGUGCCAGAAUAUACAGAAUCCAAGAUUUUUUGGAAUGCAGACGAGGAUGAAGACCUAUCCUCAUUAAGUUCUGGCUUUAGGCCGGUCCAAAGAAAUGCCAGCAAAAAAAGUUACACGAGUACCAAGAGUAACACGAUGAUGAUACAACCUAAACAACAACAAGAGACGUAUGUUUCUCAUCAAAGAUCCUUGCCUACGAUUCCUGUUGUGAGUGAAUUUGGUGAUAUCUGGUCAGAAACAAACCAAAAAGAACAAACAAAGCAAGAUGAAGCCAUGAUACAACCACCAGCAGAUCUUUCGGAUUACCCUUUAACUAUCUUUGAUUUAGUCGAGUCUGAUCAUGAUCAAAGCAUUAUUUUAUGGGGCACCCAACAGCAAACAACGGUGCCUUCAAACGCACCUUCUUCCCAUGAACAAAAAAAGCCAUCCCAUCCUCAUGCACAUAAACUUACAUGGUCUACAGCACAACACCUUUUAUCCACAAGUCUCAAAUUAAAGAAGAAAUCGAUGAGUACGCAACAGUUACCUAUACAAGUGUCGGAGGUGUCUCAAGUGAUUGAGGCUGCAACGAUUGAGAAAUUGAUUGAAAAACUCACUAUUUCACUUGACUAUACUUUUAUGACCGAUUUUUUUUUGAUUUUCCGAGUGUUUAUGACACCUGUUCAGUUGUGCAAACUAUUGAUCCUGAGGACUAACAAAAAAGAUACCUAUAGAACAUUUGUUGUGAUGCGACACUGGUUAUUGAAUUAUUUCUUACAUGAUUUUGUGCCAAGUAAAGAACUUCGUACUAUCCUUACAAAUUUCUUGAACGAAACACCUUUUCAUCCUACAGUGAAGCAAUCACCCAGAGAUCAGCGUAUUAUUAAAGGACUGAAGCGCGUUGUGCGUCGACUUAAAAAAAUUUAUUAUGCUUCUUCUUCUUCUACCCGAGUACAAGUCAUUGGCCCUCCUCCUCCUACUUAUGAACAAGAGCGUGUGAAUGCGAUGGUAAAAGAGAAGCUGGCGCACAACAGUAUACGCCAAAAAACUCUUGAUGUGGUGACAGGUGUCCAUGUGGAUGCACGCCAUAGUAAUAAUACAGCUGUUCGAGAUAAACAUGCAGCUCAAGUCGUGGUGAUUGGAAACUAUCCUUCCUCUUCCUCUACAAAAACAUCCCAUACUUUUCUUGACAGUAGUCGCCAUCGUCGUCGUGGAUCUUCUGUCUCUUCCUCUGUCAGUAACAAUAUCAGCGUAGACAGCUCUGCACCUACCAACAUGUAUAAUCUUGAUGACAGUAACAACAGUGCCACUAAAGAAUGGAACAAUAUCAAGCAAAAAGGACAAUGGGGCAAUAAAAGUCAAGAUUUUGACUCUAGUCGACUCUCAGAUAACUCUCUAGAGAGCUUGAUUAGUCCAGGCACAUCUGAUAUAUCUGAAUACGAAGAUGAAGAUGACGAGGAGGAUGCAGCUAGUUUAUCACAAGCAAGUUUUCAACAAAAUACCAACCAUGUGCCAACAAGUGAAUUAACUGAAAAACUGGAAAAGAUUCGCCAUGAACAAGAUUUGAAUAAGCAGUUUCCACCUAAAGCAUUUUACAAUGCACAACUGGCUAUUCCUUCCACGACAUCUACGCCUGACGUUUAUUAUCCUACAAGUCAUUAUUUCAAUAGCAAGCCAGAAGUUAACACAUCUUUUGUAAGAAGCAACAGUGAUCCUACGGGCAGUGAAAUUAUGCAUACCAAUCAACAAGAAACUAACUUGCAACUAUUACAACAAAAGCCGAUGAGAAAUAAACCAGUGGAUCCCCGAACAAAACCAUUACCACCUUUGGCAUUAUCCUCAAGUCAAGAAAGUGAUAUUGGCGAAUCCACACUCUUAUCAUCGUCUAUUAUCUCUCAUGCUAAAACAAAGCAACUCCCUCGAGGCCCUUCAAAUGAAACAUGGAAGAUCUCUGCUCCUCCCUUCAGAAUCUAA